AUAGUUUGAUACUAGCACCUUCAAGAAGCUCCUUUUUCUGGAGAAUCCAAACCUAAAACGACUACAAGUACCAUAGCGACUGGUUGAAGAAACACUGAAACAACAAUUUCAUCAUUUUGAAAGAGAGAGAGAGAUGGAAAAAGCAUGUACAGUUGGAAUCGCCAUGGAUUACUCUCCAACCAGCAAGGCAGCCCUCCGUUGGGCUGCAGAAAAUCUGAUAGAUAGUGGAGAUAUGGUUGUGUUGAUCCAAGUUCAGCCACCCAAAGCUGAUCAUACUAGGAAGCAGCUUUUUGAAGCCACCGGAUCACCUUUAGUCCCUCUUGAAGAAUUCAGAGAGAUCAAUUAUUCGAAGCAGUAUGGCCUCUCUCGGGAUCCUGAGGUUCUUGAUUUUCUUGAUACUGUGUCCAGGACCAAAGGGGCUAAGGUGGUGGCAAAGGUUUACUGGGGAGAUCCAAGGGAGAAGUUGUGUGAUGCUGUGGAUGAUCUUAAGCUCGAUUCACUUGUCAUUGGAAGCAGAGGCUUAGGCCCUAUUAAAAGGGAAUUACUUGGAAGUGUGAGCAACUAUGUGGUGACAAAUGCUUCAUGCCCAGUUACUGUGGUUAAGGGUGCACAAUCAUCCAAGCCAUAAUACUAUUUUAAGUGACAAUCUCCAUGGCAGAGACAGAAUUAUGCAGAUUACUGCCAAAUCACUGCAUAUGCUGUGAGGUUCAUCAAUGUGCGUUUGGUACAGAUUUGGUCUAUUUAUUUCAUGAAAACUCUGGCAAUAUUAUGCUGCUAAUGUACACGAAAUGUUUAAACUAUUUUAUCAUUAAUUAAGGACUUGUCGUUGGCUAAA
Messenger RNA from Ricinus communis (castor bean), 835 nucleotides. RefSeq names its product universal stress protein PHOS32. NCBI's taxonomy places the organism in Eukaryota, Viridiplantae, Streptophyta, Magnoliopsida, Malpighiales, Euphorbiaceae. The record is from RefSeq and is a predicted model, not a curated record. The coding region runs from base 134 to 628 and encodes 164 amino acids. The transcript is spliced from 4 exons.